AUGGCGUCCACCUCCGACCCGCAGAAUGAGCUCCGCUUUGACAAGGAGCUGUUCAGGAAGGAGUUGCAACGAUUGGUGGACGAUCAUUCCCUUGACAACUUGUUUGAUGCUCGAGUAGCUCAUUUGUUGGAUGAGAGUCAGGGCGAAGGCGAAGCGGAUUGGAGGUCAAUGCGAGCCGAAUAUCGCCUGCCUACGCUCAAGCACGCCGGUGUGCCAGGCGGCAGUGAUGGUGAGUGUGGGGUCAGCAGAUCCGAGUAGGCGAUGCUGUUUUGCUAAGCCUCGCACAUUCCACACUUGUUCUCCAGAGCCAGCCAUAUACCUUUGCGGCAACUCUCUGGGACCGAUGACAAAGAGGACCGAGCUGUACGUACAGCAAGAACUCGAUGCCUGGGGCCAAAAGGCCGUCUUGGGUCACUGGGAUCAUCCGCAUGGCCGACCUUGGACAAGGUGCGAGGAGCGGAUAGGCAGAAUCAUGAGUGACAUGGUCGGUGAGUCGGCAGACGCAGCAUUCAUGCGCAUGUGCUGGGACGCUCUAGGGCUCACUCAGGCAUCGGGCUCCGCAUUCAUCCAGGCGCCAAGCCAUCCGAAGUCAUCGUCAUGUCCACCUUGACCGCCAACUUACACAGUAUGCUGGCCACGUUCUACCGACCUGGCAAGCAGCUGCCGCAGAGUGGCUGGAGUGCGCAAGCAUCGCCCAGUGUGUGCGCGAAUUACAAGCGCCGCACCAAGAUCCUCUACGAAGCCAAGGCUUUUCCGUCGGAUCAGUACGCUUUGGCUAGCGCAGUCGCUUUGGCUGGAGAGGAUCCCAAGGCAGCCCUAGUGCCUUUGCAUGCUCCCUCAGGUAGCGACACCAUAAGUACGGAGGACAUCCUACGAGCACUAGAAGUGCAUGGCGACGAAGUGUCCAUGAUCAUGCUUGGUGGGCUGCAGUAUAUAACUGGACAGCUCUUCGAUCUGCCUCGCAUCACUCGACGAGCUCACGAGUUGGUGAGACCCUAACCUCACAUCAAGUCGUGAGCUUGACGCUGACUUCCUGCGCAUCGACCGCGUUCGCAGGGCAUACUAGCAGGAUUUGACCUCGCGCACGCCUUUGCCAACGUCCCUCUUGCAUUGCACGACUGGGACGUCGAUUUCGCAGUCUGGUGCACGUACAAGUAUGGGUCUUCUGGACCUGGCGGCAUUGCCGGCGCUUUUGUACAUGAGAGAUGGGGUGACAUUGGUAUGCGAACCCAUCUUGAUCGGCCCGGCGCGUACGAAGGAGCCGAGGGCUUACUUAGGUGAAUUUGCGCUCGCCCCUGCUCUUCGCGUGUUGAUGGUCUGGCUUACGAUUCCUCCUAUAAAUCGAACUCUCUAGACCGGCUGGCUGGUGGGGACAUGAAAAGAGCACCCGCUUCAGCAUGCCAAACUCUUUCCGCUCGAUGAAGGGAGCAGCGGGUUGGCAGCUAUCAAACCCUUCUGCACUAGAUGCUGCGGCUUUGCUAGGCUCUCUGGAGACGCUGGCUCAGGUCGUCAAGGGUCAAGAUGUGGGAGGGGUAGAGUGGGCGGACAAGAUCGAGUCUAUUGAAGGCACCACUGCCAUUGGCAAAGGUCAAAUCAUGCCACGUCUCAGACCUAGGUCAGCGAGACUGACCGCCUACCUUGAGCUGCUACUGCUGGAACAUUUCAUCCCAAAGCAAACGCAAGUGCGGAUCAUCACCCCCGCAGACCCGAGCCAACGCGGCUCGAUGUUGA
Molecule: messenger RNA, 1731 nt
Organism: Ceraceosorus bombacis
Lineage: Eukaryota; Fungi; Basidiomycota; Exobasidiomycetes; Ceraceosorales; Ceraceosoraceae
Source: the annotation of a GenBank genome assembly